Molecule: messenger RNA, 8298 nt
Organism: Strigops habroptila (Kakapo)
Lineage: Eukaryota; Metazoa; Chordata; Aves; Psittaciformes; Psittacidae
Gene: GRIK1
Product: glutamate ionotropic receptor kainate type subunit 1
Exons: 17
Coding region: 200-2923 (907 amino acids)
Biological process (GO): synaptic transmission, glutamatergic; modulation of chemical synaptic transmission; monoatomic ion transport
Cellular component (GO): presynaptic membrane; kainate selective glutamate receptor complex; plasma membrane
Molecular function (GO): transmitter-gated monoatomic ion channel activity involved in regulation of postsynaptic membrane potential; kainate selective glutamate receptor activity
Source: RefSeq, a predicted model, not a curated record
CUCCACUCCCGGCGGCUGCGGGGGGCGAGGGCAACGGAACCACGGGCGGCGGUUCAGCGCAGCGCGGCAGCGGCGGGCGCGGAGCCCCCGCGCCAUGGGCGGGCGGCGCGGAGCGGCGGCGCGCAGACGGCCCCGCCGGGGGUAGCCGCCCGCGCCGCGCACCCACGGAGCCCGGCAUGAACUGAGGCGGGAGCGGAGGAUGGCGAGUGCCCACGGCCCACGGUGGCCCCUGCGCCCGGCCCCGGGCGGUAGCGGCGGGGGACUCCUCUUCGUGCUGCUCUGCGCCUCGGCCGGCCUGCCCCGGAGCGGCCAGCAAGUGCUGCGGAUCGGAGGGAUAUUUGAAACUGUGGAAAAUGAACCUGUUAAUAUUGAAGAACUGGCUUUCAAGUUUGCAGUCACCAACAUUAAUAGAAACAGAACACUGAUGCCUAAUACCACAUUAACCUAUGACAUCCAGAGAAUUAAUCUUUUUGAUAGUUUUGAAGCCUCGAGAAGAGCAUGCGACCAGCUUGCUCUUGGUGUAGCUGCUCUGUUUGGACCUUCUCACAGCUCCUCUGUCAGUGCAGUGCAGUCCAUUUGCAAUGCACUCGAAGUCCCACAUAUUCAGACCCGAUGGAAGCACCCGACAGUGGACAAUAAAGAUGCAUUUUACAUCAAUCUCUACCCAGACUAUGCAGCCAUCAGCAGGGCAGUUUUGGACCUUGUGCUAUACUACAACUGGAAAAUAGUAACAGUAGUAUAUGAAGACAGCACAGGUCUAAUUCGCCUGCAAGAGCUCAUCAAAGCCCCUUCUAGAUACAACAUUAAAAUCAAAAUCCGCCAACUGCCCUCUGGGAAUAAAGAUGCCAGGCCUUUACUCAAGGAGAUGAAGAAGGGCAAGGAGUUCUACGUGAUAUUUGAUUGCUCACAUGAAACAGCAGCAGAAAUCCUUAAGCAGAUUCUCUCCAUGGGAAUGAUGACUGAAUACUACCACUACUUUUUUACAACUCUGGAUCUAUUUGCAUUAGACCUGGAACCCUACAGAUACAGUGGAGUAAAUAUGACAGGAUUUCGCCUGCUCAACAUUGAGAACCCCCACGUUUCAUCGGUCAUUGAGAAAUGGUCAAUGGAGCGUCUGCAGGCACCACCAAAACCAGAGACUGGCCUCCUUGAUGGCAUGAUGACAACUGAAGCAGCUCUGAUGUACGAUGCUGUUUACAUGGUAGCAGUGGCCUCCCAGCGUGCCUCCCAAAUGACUGUCAGCUCCCUGCAGUGCCACAGACACAAGCCAUGGCGUUUUGGACCCAGAUUUAUGAAUCUGAUAAAAGAGGCACGGUGGGAUGGCCUGACAGGGCGCAUAACCUUCAACAAAACGGAUGGCUUACGGAAGGAUUUUGAUUUGGACAUUAUUAGCCUCAAGGAGGAAGGAACAGAAAAGAUUGGGGUUUGGAACUCAUACAGUGGCCUUAACAUGACAGACAGCAACAAGGACCGAUCAACCAACAUCACGGAUUCCUUGGCUAACCGGACACUUAUCGUCACCACCAUUUUGGAAGAUCCCUAUGUUAUGUACAAGAAGUCUGACAAGCCCUUGUAUGGAAAUGACAGAUUCGAGGGUUAUUGCCUGGACUUACUAAAAGAGCUGUCAAAUAUUUUAGGCUUCAUCUAUGAGGUCAAACUAGUUUCUGAUGGUAAAUAUGGAGCCCAGAAUGACAAAGGCGAGUGGAAUGGGAUGGUCAAAGAACUUAUAGAUCAUAAAGCUGAUUUGGCUGUUGCUCCUCUCACUAUUACCUAUGUAAGAGAGAAAGUAAUUGAUUUUUCCAAGCCCUUCAUGACACUGGGAAUCAGUAUCUUGUACCGGAAGCCCAAUGGGACAAACCCUGGAGUUUUCUCCUUUUUAAACCCUCUUUCUCCUGAUAUUUGGAUGUAUGUUCUCCUAGCCUGCCUUGGAGUCAGUUGUGUCCUCUUUGUCAUUGCAAGGUUUACACCAUAUGAAUGGUAUAACCCCCACCCGUGCAACCCAGACUCAGAUGUGGUGGAAAACAAUUUUACUUUACUAAAUAGUUUCUGGUUUGGAGUUGGAGCUCUCAUGCAGCAAGGAUCAGAGCUGAUGCCCAAAGCUCUUUCUACCAGAAUAGUUGGAGGAAUAUGGUGGUUUUUCACCUUAAUCAUAAUCUCAUCCUAUACUGCCAACCUGGCUGCCUUCUUGACUGUGGAGAGGAUGGAAUCCCCCAUUGAUUCAGCAGAUGAUUUGGCAAAGCAAACCAAGAUAGAGUACGGGGCUGUUAGAGACGGAUCCACAAUGACCUUCUUCAAGAAAUCCAAAAUAUCAACAUAUGAGAAGAUGUGGGCAUUCAUGAGCAGCAGGCAGCAGACAGCGCUGGUGAAGAACAAUGAUGAAGGAAUCCAGCGUGUGCUCACAACAGACUAUGCGCUGCUAAUGGAGUCGACCAGCAUAGAAUAUGUGACUCAGAGAAACUGCAAUCUCACCCAGAUUGGGGGGCUCAUUGAUUCGAAAGGCUACGGCGUGGGAACUCCUAUUGGGUCUCCUUACAGAGACAAGAUCACCAUCGCCAUCCUCCAGCUCCAGGAGGAGGGAAAGCUGCACAUGAUGAAGGAAAAGUGGUGGCGAGGCAAUGGCUGCCCUGAGGAGGACAGCAAAGAAGCCAGUGCUCUCGGGGUGGAGAAUAUUGGGGGCAUCUUCAUAGUGCUCGCUGCAGGGCUUGUUCUUUCGGUGUUUGUAGCCAUUGGUGAAUUUAUAUAUAAAUCAAGGAAAAACAGUGAUAUUGAGCAGGCCUUUUGUUUCUUUUAUGGACUACAGUGUAAGCAAACCCAUCCGUCCAACUCCACAUCUGGCACCACCUUAUCUACGGAGUUAGACUGUGGCAAGUUAAUCCGAGAGGAGCGAGGGAUUCGAACACAGCCCUCAAUUCACACUGUAUAGUCAGGAAAGAGAAAAGUUCCUCCUCAUCAAACAAGUUAAUGAUCUGUUCUAUUGAGGGGCUAUUUCUGCGCUCUACUGCAAUUAGAAAACUUGUUCAAGUGGAUGCCGUCACACUCAAUCGCCGAAGUGCUGUGGUGAAGCUCCGCUCCCCUCUGGAAUCGUUUCUUUUAUACCUGGCUCCUGAGAAAAGCCAGAGCAUACAGUGACAUGUGUUUUCCUUCUAUCCAUGUCACAAUUUUGGUCAGCACUAUUUAUGCUGGCAGCCGGCUUAAGUAUUCUUCGUGUCAAAGAUGUAUUGCUCAGAACUAUGCUGUACCACUUCUUCUCUGCCGGUGCUCAUUUGUGUACAUGAGUGUUUAUGCUCCACUCCAGACACUGCAGGAAAUUGUCUUGCUCAAAAUGGCAUUUUAACUUGUUUGAAUAGGGCCUUGAAAGCUUUGGUUCUUCAUAAAAUGAGCCUUCUUACCAGCAAAGACCUGAAUUACAUCUUGCAGUAUAUCUGAUUUAAGAAAGCACUUUUGUUUGCAGUUUCCCAGUAGAAGACUUAAAACUAAUUAAAUUCAGCUUCUCUCAACUCCCAGAGGAGAAAGAAAAUUCCUAACGUGUUUACCUCCAUCAUGCUCUAUGCAAGAAAUCCUCUGGGUUGUAGCUUCGACAAGUUUUCUAACUGCUUUUUAGAUGAAUGCAGAAUCCAGAAUUUUUCUGUCACUUUUUGGGUAAACAUCUUCAUAUCUGUCAAGGAAACAGUCACAUUGUUAGUAACAGUCAUUGCUUCCCCUUGACUAGCUCCCCACAGACUUUGUCUUGCCUGUGGGAAUUACAAAGCAGCUCCUCUUUUCCCUAUCAGAGCUUCAUGUCUAGCUACAAAAGAGUUAGUAAAAAGUCUUACUUGCUCCAUAGCAGCUAUGCCAGCAGCUGAGCAGGAUGACACCAGAGUGCUAACAAAUCUAUGCUUCUAAAGGCAUUUCUUGCAAGAUUUGCUGUGGUUCCAGGAAAAGGCAGGUGCCUUCAGGUUAACAGCAAGGCUUGAGGAAAGCACAGCCCAUAGCAUCUCCCAUGAAGUGCAUGGCACCUGGGAGGACUCCUGCAUAGACGUAACAAGCUUCAGGAAGAAGUGUUAAAGCAUUCAAAGAUUUUCCUCUUGUCAACACUCUAAGCUUCUAUGACCACUAUAUUUUGAAUUUUGGCCACAAAAAAACUCUGUUCACAAAUACAGAUGGUCACCAUUGCAUCUUCCUAACUUGCAGCCUUGCAACUGCAUCCAGGACCCAGUAAUAAAUCCAGAUCCUUUCUCAAGUGUGUGUCAACGUGGGGACCUUGCUGUGCAAUCAGCACAGAGACAACAACUCUGCCUGUGAUGGAUGAGCCACAACAGACUCAAUUAGCCCUAGUGCUGUGGUGCCAGUAAAGCAUAGCCAUUGCUAUUUGGGGAGAAAUGUGGCUAUAAACAUACACUUAUGUCCUUUUAUAUUAUUUUUUUGUUUUGCUGGUCCUGCAUUUUACUCAGAACUCCCAAAAUAAUCAAAUUAAUAAGUGUUUGCAAAAAAUGGCAUAUGAUGUGACACACAGAAGCCACCUACCAUUGAAAGCAAAGGGGCUGUGAAUAAACUAGUGCCAAGCCAUUGACAGGUUGGUUUGGCUGUGGUCAGUGUGCCUACCUUUACUUAGGGCAGUUCUUGCCCUCAUUAAACAGUCUGCAAACCAAUUAGGCAAAGGUGCCGGGGGAAUGAGGGAGAAAGGAUGAAACGAGAAGAAUGAGAGUAGCAAAGGCACUACGAUCACCAUUUCAGAGACCAAGGAGGCGGGUGGAUUAACAACACACCUGCACCACAGAACUAGACCAAGCACAGCAAUAAUGCCUCCCACAACUAGAUUGAUAUUUCCUCAAAGUACUGCCACAGUAUCAUGUGCUUGUGCCCUCUCUGUCGGAUUAAAGCCUUGAAGAUUCAUAUCUUUAGCUCUUUGGACACAAAGGAGAAGGAAAAAGGGGAGAAGGAAGAAAUCCGCUGUCUCACUGAGGUUCUUGUAAAACACAGUUUCUUGUGAAGUUGUCAGGUCUGCAAAUUUCUCCUGUUUAAUGAACAUCAGCUGGAGCCCCUGAGCCCCUUCACUUUCAGGCCAUAAUCCCACCUCCAAACAUGACUGUGGCCAUCUGUGCCUUUACUUAACAUUACCAUUUGGGUUUAGAUGGUUUGGGAGACGAGCAAGUAGCUUUACUGUUGGUUUUGGUUUUGUUUUAUUUUUUUUCUGGUAAACAGGAAACUGAGGAACAGUUUAUAUAUCUGAGGAAGAGUUAAAAUAAUCCAUGGAUUAUUGUCAUACUGUUUUGACAAUCACUGUUCAAUAUACUCUGACAGUUUAAAAGACUUAACUUAGUGAUCUCCUCAUGCAAUUAGCCACCCAUGAUGGAAUACUCAAACAGAUUCUUAAUAUGCUUCAACAGCACUUUGCUCACUAGGAGAAACUAUUUUGUAUAUUUUUCCUUCAGUGCACUAGAUACAAACAAAUCACUUUUCUUUCAGCAGAAGACAUAUGUCCGUGUCCCUCCCAGCUAUGGGUCCUUCUGAGGGCACUGCCAAAGAGAAAUCCUGACUUCUGUACCUCUUCCUCUGUGCCUGGGCCAGUCACAUGUUCCUUGAGAAUAAAAUCUGGCCCAUGUCCUUUGAUUUUCAUAGUUCUCAGUUCCCCAACACAGUGCACUGGGUUUGUUUUUGUUUUGGUGAGUUGUUUUUUGUUUUGGUGUUGUGAUUUGGUUUUUGGUGGGGGGGUUUUUUGGUGGGGUUUUUUUGUUUGUUUUUUGUUUUUUGGUUUUUUUGUUGUGUGGGUUUUGUGGGGAUUUUGCGUUUGGUUUUGGUUUGGGUUUGUUUUGUUUUGUUUUUGUAAUUUGUUUGUUUUUGAGAGGUGUUAAUAAAAUGCAAUUGAAAAUUCUUGAUUGCAGUGGUAGCCCAACAGCAAAAGCAGCAGAUCGAUAAAGCCUGACUACAGAUUCUUUUGUCAGACUUGUUUCUAUCUAUCUUAUGUUAUUUUUUAAAUUUUGAAUUUAUAAUUAUCAUAACGUUUAACACAAUCUUCUGUAUGGGAAUGUAAGGAAGGAUUUGGGAGCUUCAUGACCAAGCUUCUGUAGCCUGCUGAAGAGACCAUAGGGCAAAGACAAAGAGUCUUACAUCACAAGGAGAGCUAAAUCUAUUCUGUUUUUAAAGGAUGACAUUUCCUUUGAGACUCACAUGCCAUGUCCUGCAGCAUUUUGACACUGCUAGAAUGAGAAAGUUAAGCUGACUAAAAGCAAAAUGUUAAACUUAUUACUCUAUUGUUAAAUAUAUUGCUCAAUGCCUGCUCUGUUCUCAUUCUGCAUGAGACCUCAAAAGUGGACUUAACAGCUUGUAAAAAAAUAUAGCUUUUUAAAGAAACCCUUUCAGUCUGGCGAUCUGAAUAUGAGACUAAAAGGACAAUAUAUUACCCUUCUAAACUGAAUUUUAAUGUCACCAUUCCCUUUGUAAAUGGUACUGUAAUUAUACUGCAGACAUGGAGCUGUUCAGAGAGUGUCUUGGGAGUCCCCGCUGAAUGUCUUCCUUGUCUGUGAUUUUCCUGUAAAUCCUAUAGCAUUCUGGCUGAGUUUAUAUUCACUCUUUACCACGGUUUUCUACUGCUUGAAAAGUUCAGGGCAAUUCCAGUUUUUAAACAUCUGUUCAGUUUCCUGAUUGCACACACAAACAUGGAGAUAAAUAGGAUUUUGAGAUGUGCUGCUGGGGCUCAAAAGAAAGUUCACCUCUAACUGUCCUUCUGAACAAUUAACCAAAUCCCUGAAAGUUUAAAGUUUCAUCUCAGAUUGCUAUUUUUGAUCUUUUGAAGCUCUGUGUGAAGGCAGAGGGGCAGAGAAAGCCCUGUGCCUUCCAGAUUUUUAAAUGCUUUUUACCACCUCCAACUGGUUUUCUCAAAGGUGGUAGGAUCUCAGACACAGGAACAUGCACAAAAUUGAUCAGAGUCGUAGUUAUGGCCACAGCCAUUGGAAGAUCUUUGAAGGAUCAGUUCAGGGUCUUAAAUCUACGUUUAAUUCAUUGCUUCAGGUCGACAAUACUCAUGCCAAAGUUGCUUUAAGUACCUUGAAACUAAGCACAAUGUAACUUGAAAACUGCUUUUGUGCUUUUACAAAGCCCAGAGCAGGAGCUGCAAGGUGUAAGACCCAAGCAGCUAUCACUGUAGACCUUCCUAAUGUCCCUCUCUCAACCCACUGUCUCUGUAGGAUGGCUGAGCCCACUCCCAUGCUGGGAGUGUAUGCUGAGUGUGUGUGUUUCGAACUCUCUCCUGGGUGGUCAACCUACUGGGGCCUUGCACUGCCAGGGUGGGAUAGGAGAGAGUCUCGAUAAGACAGAGCCUUUUCAGAUUUUGAAUGUCCUACUUCCAUACUUUAUUGGGUGGAUAAACAUGAUCAGUUUACAGAAAAGUUCAUCCAGAACAGUAAUGUUUUUAUAUUCAGUUUUAGAUGUAACUGCUAUUGAUGAACAAUUAGACAAAAGUUUAAUUCUUAGGCAAGACCUAGGCAUGAAGCCAUUCUUAAGAAUAGCUUGAAGUCUUUCUGAUAAUAUUUAUUUUAAAGUUCAAAACAGAGUUGGAAGUGAAACUAAUGGGCACUUCACAAAUCAUGUAGUCAGAUAUUAGAUACCUCACAUAUUUAAUGUCAGCAAUGUGUUUUAAAUAUCUAUCUGUAGAUGCAGAAUUAUCUUCAUGGGACUAUUUUGUUUAUAUGAAAUUGAAAGGCAUUGUGAUAACUGCAUAGUCUGAAUAAUAUGAAUCGGUUUGGAAAAUUAAAAUACCAGCUUAUUACAAGGCAGUAAAAUGUAUUAUUUCAUCUGAAAAUAUCAUCCCUGUAUGCACAUUGCAGAGGCUGAUGACUAAUAUUAAAUACACAACAUAUAGGUUGGUAAGAACAACAGGGAAAGAAAAUAAAAAUAAACCUAUCAAUCCUACAAAUGGUUUCCCUUAUUUGCCAUAUAGCUCUGGAAUCACUUUUUAAUCUAGAUUUUGAAAGCUCAAAUAAAACUAAGAUAGUAGAGAGAAAUUAUCCAAGCUAAGUCAGCCACUUAGAGCACACAGUUUUAUUAGUUUGUGAAUAAGUGGUGCUACUCUCUAAAAAAGCCUGAACCUACAUGGGAAUAGCGCCUGUGUUAGGAUGAUACCUGCUUCACCUGCUGCUUCCAGAGGGCAUGGGCCUGCAGCAGAUACCUUUAACUCCAGUAGUGCUGGUAUUCCUUUAUUACAUUGUCAAAAGGGAUAUUUAAAUGAUAAAUGCACCAGCAAAUUCCUGGCUAUUACCAGAGAGUAAUUUGAAUUAAAAAAAAAAAAAAAAGCAAAACCCAACAAGAAGAAACCAAACCAAA